Messenger RNA from Cucurbitaria berberidis CBS 394.84, 1338 nucleotides. RefSeq names its product carbohydrate-binding module family 35 protein. The record is from RefSeq and is a predicted model, not a curated record. Bases 1 to 1338 code for a protein of 445 amino acids. Gene Ontology annotation, biological process: carbohydrate metabolic process. Gene Ontology annotation, molecular function: hydrolase activity, hydrolyzing O-glycosyl compounds. The transcript is spliced from 4 exons. NCBI's taxonomy places the organism in Eukaryota, Fungi, Ascomycota, Dothideomycetes, Pleosporales, Cucurbitariaceae.
AUGGUGUAUUUGGGUUUAUCAGUCUUGGGGCUGCUGGCUUCGGUCGCAGGUGCCACACUCCAGAUUGUAUCUGGUGCGACAUGGACUGCUACGAACACUGGUCAGCACAUACAAGCCCAUGGUGGUGGAAUGAUCAAAGUUGGUGAGAAGUGGUACUGGGUUGGUGAAGACAAAACAAACGGCACAGCAUUCAUAAACGUAAACUGCUACUCUUCAUCUAACCUUGUAGAAUGGAGCUACGAAGGGGCGCUUCUUUCACGCACCACAUCCGGGGACACAGGUCCAAAUCGUGUCAUCGAGCGCCCAAAAGUCGUGUACAACAAGAAGACAAACAAGUAUGUCCUGUGGAUGCACAUCGAUAGUGCAAACUACGGCGAGGCGAAAAUUGGCGUUGCGACGGGCGAUACAGUCUGUGGUAAAUACACAUAUCUAAAGAGUGAGAGGCCUUUGGGGUUUGAAAGUAGGGAUUCUGGGGUCUAUGUGGAUGAUGAUGGAAAGGGGUAUCUACUUACCGAAGACCGUCGCAAUGGCCUUCGCAUCAACCUUCUCUCCGACGACUAUCUUACCAUCCAAAAGAACGUAUACACGUGGAAAGAAAAAUACGAAGCCCCCGCGAUUGCCAAGAAGAGCGGGGUGUACUUCAUGUUCGCCUCUCAACUGUCUGGCUGGGACCCGAACGACAACUAUUAUAGCACCGCCACUUCGCUUUCCGGUCCAUGGUCUGGUUGGAAGAAAUUCGCCGACUCCGGCUCAAAGACAUACGGUUCUCAAACAACAUUCAUCGUACCUGUGGGUGAUCAGUUCAUGUACAUGGGUGAUCGAUGGCAGAGUUCAAACUUAAUGCGGAGUACUUAUGUCUGGCUGCCGCUGAAGAUUGAUGAAACCGGUGCUAGCAUGAAGAAUAGUGUGAAUUGGGUCCUCGAUGUAGGAUCUGGGUCCAUGACCGCCGGUCCGUCGGAGAAUCAGUACGAAGGCGAGUCAGCUACCCUCUCUAAUGGCGCGAAACCAGUGUCCUGCUCGGGUUGCUCAGGUGGCAACGCAGCAGGCUAUGUUGGUGGCUCAUCUUCUGGAGCUAUGCUGUUCAAGGAUGCGCAGAGCUCAGCAACAACUCGGACUACGUUGAGAAUUAAACAUUUGAAUGGAGAUAAUACUCAAAGGUAUGCGGAUGUUAGUGUGAACGGAAAGUCACAGAGGGUGGCUUUCUUGCCGCACGGGGGUGGUGAUCCAGCUAGUUCGGUUGUACAUGUGGAUUUGAAAGAGGGUACAAAUGAGGUCAAGAUCUCAACAUCGGGUGGUUGGGGGCCGGAUGUGGAUCGGCUGGCAGUGCCGCAGUCGUAA